AUGCGCCGCCUGCAAACACAGCUGCUCCGAAUUGUCCAGGCUCACCAUAAGUCGACCAGGAUGCAGCAUCGAGUCAGUGAGCUAAACACUCCAGUGUGUCCGGUUGGAGAUGAGGCGGCUCUUCAGCUGGCCCGUCAGUGCCUGCUGAGUGGACAGGUUAUUGCCCUGCCCACCGAUACCGUUUAUGGACUGGCCUGCGAUGCCAACAACGAGGCAGCCAUCCAACGGCUGUACGAGAUCAAGGGCCGGGAUGAGCACAAACCGGUGGCCAUUUGCGUACACAACAUCGCUGCCCUGCGUCGCUUUGGUCAGGCUGCCCAUCUUAGCGACGAGCUGCUAACUCGUUUGCUCCCGGGCCCCCUGACCAUCGUGAUCGAGCGGACGCCCAAGCUGAGCAACCGGUUCCUUAAUCCCAGCACCUCCAAGAUCGGCAUUCGCGUUCCUGACUUCAAGUUCAUGCGCGACCUCUGCGCCGUGUGGCAUGAGCAGCCCUUGGCCCUGACCAGCGCCAAUCGUUCUAGUGCGCCCAGCAGCCUGGAAGUCUCAGAGUUCCGCUCACUGUGGCCGCAACUGGGCGCCGUAUUCGACGCCGGCCAAAUUGGACUCACCGAAGAACGGCGCCUGGCCUCAACGGUCAUUGACCUGGCCACUCCGGGCUAUUACGAGAUUGUGCGGGCAGGAGUGGCCCUGAAGCAGACCCUUGCCCUGAUGGAGGCAUUCGGCAUCCAGUCGCGGAAAAUGCUUUAGUAUAGUGGAGCUAUCCAAAUACAUUAUUAUUGUCAAGCUUAAAUUUUUCUUGAUUGUUUGCUUUUAUAUUACGUUGCUGAGUAAUGUAAAAGUUUAAUUUAAUGUUAUAUUAUUCAUACAUCAAUUUCGACCAAACUAAAUUUAAAAAUCCAGCUUAUUAUUUUUUUUUAAUGCAACUGCUGUGAAAGGAAAUAUCAAAGCAUGAGUAAAUUAAGCUUUGUUACCUUGAUUCUAAUAAAUCGA
Messenger RNA from Drosophila gunungcola (fruit fly), 990 nucleotides. It is a transcript of the gene Tcs1, whose product is annotated as threonylcarbamoyl-AMP synthase. Gene Ontology annotation, biological process: regulation of translational fidelity. The record is from RefSeq and is a predicted model, not a curated record. Lineage: Eukaryota; Metazoa; Arthropoda; Insecta; Diptera; Drosophilidae. Gene Ontology annotation, cellular component: cytoplasm. Gene Ontology annotation, molecular function: double-stranded RNA binding; nucleotidyltransferase activity; tRNA binding.